AUGACAGUUCGCAGAAGCUUGGCAUUGAGGCUGUUGAGGAAAGGAAUGUCGCAACCAGACGAGCUCUCUUUGAAGCGUUCUGGCUGGAAACAGUGGUGGAAUAGUUUAAAUUACGAUGCAAAGGGUAGUUUGAAGCAUUUGCAACAGAAUCUUAUGGACCAAUUGCAGUUUGAUUCCGGGAUAUCUGUCGAAAAUUCGAUGCUAUUGGGCGAGAUCAACCAAUGGCGGAUCUCGAAUCCUACGGCAAAAGCAGUGGGGGUACCUACUUUGAUGAUCCAUGGGUAUGCUGCAUCGUCAAUGACAUUUUUCAGGAAUUUCGAGCAGCUUUCGUUGUCCUUGAAAGAUGUCUACGCUGUAGAUUUGCCCGGGAACGGGUUGUCGAAAGAGUUACCUCUCUCAGUAGACUCUAUGCAAAAACCUGACAGAGUAGAGUUCAACGAAACUGUGAAGGGUCAGUAUUUCCGUUUGCAGAAUCCGGUUGAUGAAGAGAAAUAUAAGAAACAUUUGGCUCAUUAUGAGGACUAUUACGUCGAUGCCUUGGAAAAAUGGAGAAAGGAAAACAAAUUGUCCAAGAUUAAUUUGGUUGGCCACUCGUACGGUGGCUAUCUAACUUUCAAAUACUCUUUGAAAUACCCAGAUAACGUCCAUAAACUAUGUCUUGUGUCACCACUUGGUGUGGAAAGAAGCAUAUUUUCUAUCCAUAACCAUUUGGAACCGGAAAGAGAUUAUGAAAUACAAUCCGAAGACCCUAGCAAAUCGAACUACUCGAAUAAAAGAAAUAUACCAAAACUUAUCUUACAAUACCAAAAUAAAGCUCUAAGAUGGAUGGGUCCCCUGGGAGCCAAAGCUUGUUGGGGUUAUGUGAAUAGCUCUUAUGGUAGAGUUCCAAGCGUCCCUUACAGGGAGUACGUGUUUCAAUUGGUUUUCGGUAAGGGAAUUAUGACUGAUACCUCUAUCAGAAUAUUCAACCAACUAUUCUCAAGAAGCCUGUUAGCAUAUGAUCCGAUCAUGGAUUCUUUGGAUAAAGUUAAAGUGUCAAAAUUGAUGUUGGUUUAUGGUGAACACGAUUGGAUGAAUAAAGUCGCUGGAAGGCUGGCGAUAGAGGAGUUCAAUAGUAUAAGAAAAAGCUACGAUGGAACUUUCGAUAUCGUGAGUAGAGCUGGUCACAAUUUGGUUUUGGAUAACCCAUCAGAGUUCAACUCCAAAUUGGUCGACUUUCUAAGGGAUUAA
Kluyveromyces lactis is the source of this 1230-nucleotide messenger RNA. It is a transcript of the gene ICT1, whose product is annotated as lysophosphatidic acid acyltransferase ICT1. The record is from RefSeq and is a predicted model, not a curated record. The transcript has a single exon. Gene Ontology annotation, cellular component: mitochondrial inner membrane. The coding region runs from base 1 to 1230 and encodes 409 amino acids. Gene Ontology annotation, biological process: cardiolipin acyl-chain remodeling. Gene Ontology annotation, molecular function: A2-type glycerophospholipase activity. NCBI's taxonomy places the organism in Eukaryota, Fungi, Ascomycota, Saccharomycetes, Saccharomycetales, Saccharomycetaceae.